Messenger RNA from Cotesia congregata, 867 nucleotides. The record is from the annotation of a GenBank genome assembly. NCBI's taxonomy places the organism in Eukaryota, Metazoa, Arthropoda, Insecta, Hymenoptera, Braconidae.
AUGGAUACUGACAUUUGUGAAUUGCCUGCAGACCAAGAAGAACGUUACUCUUGGAUAGUGACUGGCGUAAGAUUCGAGCUGAAAGACAAGAUGAUCCAUGUCCAAAUCGAGGAAGGAAAAUUGCUCCCUACCGGUCAGAUAGAAAAAAACUCAGUUCAUUUAGUAGAAUUAGGAGAUUUCACUUACUUAACUGACGUUUCUGGCGGCGGGUUCACUAUGCAAGAUGGCGACUCUACUGUAACAUUAAAAGAAGGUACUGAUUACUGGUUCAUACGAUUCGGGCGCCGCGAUGUCAACCUGGACAUUGUCCACGCCCGAGAACCGGAUUACGUGGUCACUGGAUUGAAGGUGUCUCGCGAUCCUGAAAAUGAUCAAUCUGUCCAACUGGACGUACACAUUACACCCUUUGAUUUCAAGGCAGGCUUGCUAACUCCAACUAGUGACAAGCCGUCCAAGUGGAUUAGUUACCGAGACAUGCCUGAUCACGACAAGGGUUACAAUAAGCGCGAAUGGGUAGAUUUAAAAACUGCCAAAUUUAGCCCCUUCAAAUUCUACGACAAUCUUCCGACUGAACAUGACUUUGCAGUAACGUGGUUCCAGCACACUUACGGGUAUGAAGAAAUUGGACAUAACACUGUUCCAUUCUUUGAUCGGCAACUGGUGGCGCCCUAUCCACGAGUUCCACUUACCGGUGUCUCCCUCUAUCUUCGCAUCAAUGAUGGAGAUUCAGGCGGGUUCUUUGCCUUCAACUUGCUUACCUAUGACAUUUCCAGAUACUUGAACCCCACAAUGUCACCGGAAAAUGUUGAACUCUUCAAAGAUAAACCCGAAAACCAAAUAAUGAAUCAUUUCGUUGAACUCGAGUAG